CCCGUUUGUGUUCCUGGAUAAUGGUUCCAACGCUUCAGCACGUUCGUCGGAUUUCGUAAUUAAAAGCUCCCGAAGACACAUUGUACGUCUAGGCUCAUUGAUUAAUCUCUUCUUACCUAGCCUUGGUACGUCAUACGUCACAUAGUAUCAUUCCACGUAGAUCUAGCACUUGGGAUUGUGAGGGUCCAGUACACAGCAAGGACCAAACGCCCUGUGCGGUUUUUCUCCCGUCCAUCUCUCGUGAUCUCGUUAUACAACUAGUCGGACAGCAGACUAAGAAAUGCAUAUUUCUCUCAGUGGCGCCCAUUUUUCGGGGCUGGAUUGCGACACGAGUUACCACAAUCAGCUUUCAUUAAUCUAUAUAUAUAAAAAUGAAUUGCUGUUCGUACAAUCAGCUUUCAUUAAUCUAUAUAUAUAAAAAUGAAUUGCUGUUCGUUAGUCUCGCUAAAACUCGAGAACGGCUGAACGGAUUUAUCUUAUCUUAGUCUUGAAAUGUUCGUGGAAGUCUAGGGAAGGAUUAAAAGGCGAGAAAAAAUUGAAUAAUUGCCGGGAAUACCUUAAAAAAAGCGCUUUUCUAUUUCCCAUACAAAUCUUUUCUAAAUAAAAUGUAGAGUCAAUUUGAACUUUAUUGCUAUUUAAUAGAGUUCAAAUCACUGUUGUCUAAGCAAUUUAGUUGUGUUCUUAACGUCAAAGAGUCUAAUGUCGCGUUCCGAAACUAAGCAAAAGUGAAUCGCGAACGCGAUAAAAUUGCAUAGUCACUAAAUGUAAUAAAUCAUUAGUAGUACUGAUUUUUAAUCAAUUUGGUUGGCUUCGCCAAACUUAAUAUUAGCUAACUUCAGUUAUUAGGUAAUGUGUCAGAUUAUUUUUUUAAGUUUGAUAAAUCUUAAGUUUUGUCACAAACUAUGUUUCUGAACGCAAUCAAAGAGUCUAAUGUCGCGUUCCGAAACUAAGCAAAAGUGAAUCGCGAACGCUAUAAAAUUGCAUAGUCACAAAAUGUAAUAAAUCAUUAGUAGUACUGAUUUUCAAUCAAUUCGGUCGGCUACGCCAAACUUAAUUUUAGCUAACUUCAGUUAUUAGGUAAUGUGUCAGAUUAUUUUUUUAAUUUGAUAAAUCUUAAGUUUUGUCACAAACUAUGUUUCUGAACGCAAUCAAAGAGUCUAAUGUCGCGUUCCGAAACUAAGCAAAAGUGAAUCGCGAACGCUAUAAAAUUGCAUAGUCACAAAAUGUAAUAAAUCAUUAGUAGUACUGAUUUUCAAUCAAUUCGGUCGGCUACGCCAAACUUAAUUUUAGCUAACUUCAGUUAUUAGGUAAUGUGUCAGAUUAUUUUUUUAAUUUGAUAAAUCUUAAGUUUUGUCACAAACUAUGUUUCUGAACGCAACCAUUUACAAUAUUCUAUGAGUGCAUCCUUCUAUCUUUGUGAGUGAAUCCCCCGCCUCUUGCCAUCUAUACUGAAAAAUCCAAAGACUUAUCCAAUUUUAUAUAAUUACAUAAUUAAUACAUUUAAAGAAAUUUAAAACCCAUAUCUGUGCUACCAACAAAAUAUCAAGAUUACUGCCUUAAUGCUAAGAAAACUGUUUUGUAAAAAAAUUUGUGAAAUAAAUGAUUGGCUCGAAUGCUAUAAGCAGAGCCGUAAAAACUUUAUUAAAAAAAAAAAAAAUCUUCGAGAGUGACGAUUACCGCUACGUGCGCGAGAACUUUCUUUACUUUUGUGAUCCUUUGUGAUAGUGACAUUCAAAGUAGUGUGCUCUUUUUUUGUUGAUAGUUUGUGAUAGUGACACUUUACUGUUAAGUGAGCGCGAAAUUUUCUCACUUUGAUUAAUUACGUUACGAUGCCGAGGAGAAGACGACCUGACUUAGGUCGUCGCAGUCAAUCAAAUGUGCGAAGAGCUACCUCACGUGCUAACCGCACUGAUGACCAGAGAGAGACAGAUCAAGAAAAUAGUCGUAUUGCUAUGUCAGAAUUGCGUUAGUUAGUGAGUGACAAUGAAGUAGAUAGGCUUAGAAUGUCACGAGUUCGUGCACAUCAAACACAACAACAGCAAGCACGACAUAAUGAAAAUGAGCGAAUCCGCAGACGCAGUGCUUCUGUGAUUCUUGAACGAGCUGCAUUCCACUAUGAUCCGGCAAUUGAUUAUUGUGCCGACAAAUCGGUAACAAUUGGGGAAAUGAAAAUAAUUUGUAAAUAUUGUAAGGCGUUAAAAUACACUGGUGAAUCUGCGGGAUUAUGUUGUGCUGGAGGCAAAGUAAAAUUGCCACAAUUGGUCCUACCACCAGAUCCUUUACGCUCUUUAGUUUCUGGGAUUGGAAAUGAUUCUAAGCACUUCUUGGCCAACAUUCAGAAAUAUAACAACUGUUUCCAGAUGACAUCAUUUGGCGCUACACAUAUUAUACAGCACAAUUUCAUGCCCACAUUCAAGAUACAAGGACAAAUUUAUCACUUACUGGGGGCACUGUUACCACUACCUGAUGCAGAUCAUCAAUUUUUACAAAUUUAUUUUAUGGGCAAUUCAGAUGCGGAAGUUGAUAAUCGUUGUGCUCACAAUCCAACAGUGAAGAGAACCAUUGUCCAAGAAUUACAAAUGUUUCUUCAUCACAAUAACAAUUUAGUAAACAUGUUCAAAAUAGCAUUGGAUCGGAUGCCAUCUGAUAGCCAUAAUAUUAUCAUUCGAGCUGACAAAACACCUGCCGGUGAACACACAAGGAGGUUUAAUUCACCUACCAUUGAUGAAGUGGCUGUUGUCAUUGUGGGAGAAAAUUUACAAUCUAGAGAUAUUGUGCUUCAUCGUCGGAAUAGUAAUUUAAAACGUGUAUCUGAAACACACAGGAGCUAUGAUGGAUUACAAUAUCCUUUGAUCUUCUGGCAGGGGGAAGAUGGAUACCAUUUUAAUAUCAAAAUGGUAAAUCAAGUAACAGGUGCUGAAACCAACAAAAAAGUUAGUGCUAUGAAUUUCUAUUCAUACAGACUCAUGAUCCGUCAAGGUGAAAUAAAUCAUAUUUUGUUGUGUCAACGACUUUUUCAUCAGUUUGCAGUUGACGUGUAUGUUAAAAUUGAGACUGAACGAUUAACAUACAUCCGUUUGAACCAACGACAGCUACGAUUAGAGGAAUACAUUUAUCUCCGCGAUGCUAUAAAUGCCGAUGGCAAUGUGAAUAAUGUAGGAAGAAUGACAAUUUUGCCAGCCACUUAUAUAGGAAGCCCACGCCACAUGCACGAAUAUGCUCAGGAUGCUAUGUCAUAUGUUAGGCAUUAUGGCCGCCCAGACUUAUUUGUUACAUUCACAUGUAACCCAAAUUGGUCCGAAAUCAAGAGGGAAUUGCUACAUAACCAAACACCAGUUAAUAGACAUGACAUAAUUGCCAGAGUAUUCAAACAAAAAUUAAAAUCUCUCAUGAAUUUCGCAAUAAAGCAUUGUGUGUAUGGCCGAGUCCGUUGUUGGAUGUACUCUGUAGAAUGGCAAAAGCGUGGAUUGCCACAUGCGCAUAUUUUACUCUGGUUAGUGGACAAAAUAAGGCCAGAUGAGAUUGAUUCCAUAAUAUUAGCUGAAAUUCCAGAUGAAACAGUUGACCCAAAAUUGCAUGCAGUAGUUACCAAACACAUGAUACAUGGACCUUGCGGACUUUUCAACUACAAUUCACCCUGUAUGGUCGACGGCAAGUGUUCCAAGCGAUACCCAAGAGACCUGCUUGCUGAAACCGUAACGGGAAAUGAUGGAUACCCAUUGUAUCGUCGGCGAUCAGUUGCGGACAAUGGGCGAUCGGUAGUUGUAAAGGUAAGAGGACAAAAUCUUGAUGUAGACAAUCGUUGGAUUGUGCCAUACUCGCCAAUAUUGUCCAAAACUUUCGAGACUCACAUCAAUGUGGAAUAUUGUAACUCUGUAAAGUCGAUAAAGUACAUAUGUAAAUAUGUUAACAAAGGCAGCGAUAUGGCUGUCUUCGCUGUAACCAAUGCAAAUGAUGAAGUAUCACAGUACCAGAUGGGGACUACUAUCUUAAUGCAGGUAAGUUCGGCAACCUUGUUUUUGCUGUCAAUUUGUACUAUGAAGUCGUGGUGUUUCUGUUUCUUUAGUGAAUUUCGUCUCGAAGACUUUCUUAAUCACCAGGUUGGCUUUUUUUCGGCUAGCAGUUCUUUUUCGAUGUCUCCGGCGCUGAUGCCACCAGUGAUGCCUUUAAGGACCAUUGGCUUUGGCUUGCAGUGCUUUGGCGUGUGUGAAAAAUACUUGAUAUCACGCUCGUCCAUCUGCAAUUUCAUCUUCGGAUGGGCAUUCAUGUCAUCCGUGGUGACUGUUCUGAAGAUACUAUCACGCGGUAGUCUCAGUCUAACUGUAUUUUUAUGUAUACCGGUACUUUCUAUGAUGUUUAUCAGUCCUUUCAUGUUGACCCUGUUGUUCGAGACAAACAGGGAUGUCACUACUUUUUUAGUAUUAAUCCCAGGGGUAGGUGCCUGUUCGUCGUCAUGUUCCAUCAGCCUGUUCUCUUCUUUAUUAUCUAGACGGAUUAGGGGUGAGACCGGGUUGUUGACCGGUAUGUUGUUGGUUUUCACCUGAUUCGGGGACAUGCGACCUUUUUCAGCGGUUUCCCAUUUUCCGUUAUUCGGUGCCUUCUCCGUAAAUUGUGCGUUUUUGAUGUCACUGUAAAUUCGCUUCCAUGUGCUGUGAGUUGGUAUCAGUGACGGCUGAUUCGCAAUCUCGCAAAAAUGAAUCAAUCAUUCAUUCAAACCAAUUCUCUUCCUUUGUAGCUGACCCCCCUUCACCACAAAUCAAUAAGUUUUCCCGAGCAGUUUCAGAGUGAUCUGUUGUUUUAGCGGGGAGUGAUUUGUAAUAUGCGAUUGCGUUCACACAGACGUCACACAAGCAUGGAAAAAUAAGUAGUGGUGCAGGUUGCUGGGAUACCCUUAACAUCCGUUUAUUUCACCUGCGCACAGCAGUGAUUGAAAAGAAUCCUAAGUAGCUACGGUAAUGUGGGAAAUCGGUAGAGUAUUAACGUAUCGACCAGGCAAAUUAUCCAGCACAGCUCAGAAAGAGGCGUACAUUUCUCUUUGGCAGCUAGUGGCGUUGAACUUCAAACGAU
Messenger RNA from Athalia rosae (coleseed sawfly), 5067 nucleotides. RefSeq lists its product as uncharacterized. The transcript is spliced from 3 exons. NCBI's taxonomy places the organism in Eukaryota, Metazoa, Arthropoda, Insecta, Hymenoptera, Athaliidae. The record is from RefSeq and is a predicted model, not a curated record. Bases 2004 to 4544 code for a protein of 846 amino acids.